This is a messenger RNA of Fusarium venenatum, 1881 nucleotides long. RefSeq lists its product as uncharacterized. The record is from RefSeq and is a predicted model, not a curated record. NCBI's taxonomy places the organism in Eukaryota, Fungi, Ascomycota, Sordariomycetes, Hypocreales, Nectriaceae.
AUGAAUUACACACACCUUGCCCCGAACUCGGCAACUGAGUCUAUAAGAGACCACCCUGCGUCGAGUCAUGAUUUCCAAAGCAGACCACAAACUCCAAUGGGGCCUGUAGUUGCCAAUAUUGAGCCAGGGCGAAAGCCUCGGAAGCUCAUUUUGUGUUUCGACGGAACUGGCAACAAGUUUCACGGCGAUGAUAGCGACAGUAACAUCCUCAAGAUCUUUCGAAUGCUGGAUCGUGAAGCGGACGACCAGUAUCACUACUACCAACCUGGUAUUGGCACAUAUGUGAUUUCUGGAUCGCUCACCCAUACUGGUAUCAAGGCUCGCUUCAGUUCUUGGUACCAAAAAGCCAAGGAUUCAGCGAUCGGCUCCUCGUUUGAUCAGCAUGUCGUAGGAGGCUACCGAUUCUUGAUGCGGUUUUAUAACCCCGGCGAUGAGAUUUAUAUGUUCGGCUUCAGUCGAGGGGCAUACAUCGCUCGCUUUUUGGCUGAGAUGCUUGAUUACAUCGGGCUCUUGUCCCACGGCAACGAAGAAAUGGUCAAGUUUGCUUGGAAGGCGUUUGCUCAAUGGCAAGGUCGUGAGCAAGUACCCGAGGACGACGAAGAAGGUUGCAAGAAGGAGCCCGACAAGAGAACCGAAAGAAUAAAGCAGAAGAGAGAAGAAAUGUUUCGGUUCAUGAAGGGGUUCCGAGAGACGUUCUCUCGUCCUGUUGGCCGCAUUCGUUUCCUCGGUCUAUUCGACACCGUCAACUCGGUACCUAGUUUUGAAACGGCCUGGAUGCAGCGUAGCAAGUUUCCCUACACUGCACGAAGUAGUGCUAGAGUUAUUCGUCACGCUGUCAGUAUUGACGAGCGGCGAGCCAAGUUUCGCCAGGAUCUUAUGUACCAAGGUCGACCAUCGAAGAACGAAAACGAGCAUCACCACCUUCACAAGGCCAUGAACGACAUUCGUGAAGAAUUUCACGGGCACGAAGAGAGAGGAAGAACCGGAAAUUAUCUUUCACCAAACGACAAGCGAAGCGGGAAAAAGAAGGGAGGAGAAUUCGCCCCGUAUCGAGCUCGUUCUAGGUCAUGUCGAAGACCAAGCCAAUGUGGAGAUCCAGAGACAUUCUCCAACCUUUCUGGACUGGCACUUUCCGAAAUCAACAACAUCGACGAUGAUGAUGCUCAAGAUAUCGAUGAGGUCUGGUUCUCGGGAGGGCACGCUGAUGUCGGUGGAGGUUGGGAGAUCCACGAAGGUAGCAAGAGCACGAGUCACAUCCCUCUGGCGUGGAUUGUGAGAGAAGCACAAAAAGCUGGACUUCCAUUUGACAACCAGAAGGUUGCUGAGAUGGGAUGCUGCGUCAAUCACGACUGGGAGGCCGCCACAGGAAGACCACCCAUUCCUGAUCUCCGAGUUUCGAGCGGCAGCGGAAGCCCAGGUCAUGCACCAGACAUGCCCAUGGAUGAAAAGGAGGACGAUCCUAAAGAAAAGUUUCAUGGUGUCAUGCAUGGAGCCUGCACCGCUCGAAUCCACGACUCACUAGAGUAUGGACAAGGCUUGGGUGCCAUAGCUGUCACGGCUUGGAAGAUCAUGGAGUACAUGCCCUUCCGUAGAAUGGAUCUUCAGUCCGACGGAUCAUGGAAGCCAAUUCGUUGGCCCCUCCCUGGUGGUGAAGUUCGGGAUGUUCCCGACGCUGUUCGUGUACACGGAAGUGUCAUACGACGCAUGAAUAUGGACGAGAAAUAUCGUCCCGGAAAUCUUAUCAUCGGAGGUGGUGGUCGGGGCGUUAGAAAGGCUUCUGCGAAACAUGGUAUCGGUGAUUGGGAAUGCGUAGCUGAUCACGGUGACCCAGUUGGAGAGAUUUGGGUGAAAAAGAAGAAGGAUGACAGAUUACACGAUUAA